Nicotiana tabacum (common tobacco) is the source of this 5846-nucleotide messenger RNA. RefSeq lists its product as uncharacterized. Gene Ontology annotation, molecular function: ATP hydrolysis activity; ADP binding. The record is from RefSeq and is a predicted model, not a curated record. Lineage: Eukaryota; Viridiplantae; Streptophyta; Magnoliopsida; Solanales; Solanaceae. Gene Ontology annotation, biological process: recombinational repair; signal transduction.
CCUCCUUUCUUCGUUUUGUUUGGCUAACUUUACCGCUAUUAGUUUCACUUAUAUUUUUCUUUAUUUAUAUGCCAGUGCUUCCAAAUUGUGGACUGUAUUUGAAAUAAAUUCGUGCAUUUCACUUGGAGAAAUUAUAUAUGGGUAGGGUGGAGUGAGUAUGACCCCAGGGGAAGAGGUGGAGCUUUCAAAUUAUUAAUGGUUUUUAGUGCUUAGAGUUGGACUGGUCUUGGUCCAAUUCCCAGAGCAAAUAGUGAAAACUGCGUCAGAAGAGAGAGCAAACCUGCAUUGCAUACAUCAAUAUUUGGUUUUAUUCAUUCAGAGAGGCAUUUCUCCUUCAUUUCCACCAAGGUCACACAGACAGUGUCUUUGGUUCCUCUCCCAAUGCCUUUUUUUUCUCUGUAUUCAUUCUGACCAAACAUUGGAUUCUGUGACAGAGAGAAAAUUAUAAAGUAUACUAAUGCAUAAAAUUUGCUUUUACUAAUUUCAAAUAUGCAAUCUUACGACACAUAAAACAAAAAGAAUGGCUAAGCCCAAGAUAAAGGGAUUAAACUAAGCACAUAGAAUAUUACACCACAUACACUCUGCACCUUCUUUUGAAGCAAUUUUGGUAAUAUUUUAUGUUCAAAACCUCACAGAUCCAACCCAUAUCACUAGAUUCCCCAUCUGUAAAGCUAGUUCAUGGGAGAGAGAAAUAUGGAGAUUGUAUCCCUAGGGUAGCAGACUCAAAGCAAAUUAUGUUUCCUUUCUUAGCUUUAACGAACUAAAUCAAGGUAAAGUAAACAAACCAGUUUCUCUUGCACCCUGAGAGAUUUAGUCUCAUGAUGGUUUUCUACAUGGAUCAAAUUAGGUAAAGGCUUUCUUGUUUCCAAUGUAAGACGUACACCCUUUUAGCUAUUCAAGUUCCUCCACAGUGAAAGCGAGAGUCAGGUUCUAAGUUCUGACUUAGGGAGGCCCACAGUUAGAAGAUGAAGAUAUGACUUUCACAUGUAGAUUUCUUUCUGCUUUCAGAAGUCUUACUGUUACAUUCAUCUGCUUCUUCAAGGAGAGUGUUCCCAUCCCAACCACAAAUUAUUUGCAACUGAUUACACUCCAUACCAAGUAUCCAGAAACAAGAUCAGUCUUUUUUCGCCUGAUUCCAAUCCGGCAAGUAUGGUUCUACUGAAUUGAAAACUACUGAAAUAUAGCAUUUUGUUACCUCCUUGGUUCCUCAAAGCUUUUUCAGAGUGUUCAACUUCUAAGCUUUUGGAGACUCCUCAUUCAUCACUUUGAGAAUGAAUGAAGAGCAAUCUCCUAAAGAGAUCCCAACUGUUGAUACCCAGUCCCUUACCAUCAAGAUUGCAAAUUCGGGCGGUAAGAAGCUGGGUAAGGACAUUUUCUCCACUGUUGUUCCUUCAGGUCAGCAGAAAUUGGUAGCAGAUUCAGCCACAUCAUCACCAUAUAACUCUCCUUCACUCAUCUCUCCUCCAUCUUCUGCAUUUGUUUCAGCAUUGCAAUCACCUUACAUUUCUCCAAGGGCCACUUUAGUUACAAAUCCAAGUGCUCAAGAAAACCUCAUUGCUCCCACCAUUUUAGUUGCUAAUCCAAAACAAGAAACUCCUAUUGCUCCUACCUCAGUUGCCCACCCAUCCCCGCCAGUGUCAUACUGCGGUUCACAGUCCGAUGAUGUUCCCAGCACCUCCUACACUCCACCUCCAGAAAGAUAUGAUUUUUCUGAUGACCCCACCGACACAAAGCUCAAAAUUGUCACCUGUGUCCCUGUUUCAGGACCAGAGACCGAUCCCAGGAUAUCCUUUUCUUUUCCUGUCCCUCGAAUUUCUUUUGCCAAGGGCUCCAUUUCACCUGCAUCCAAUGCCAAACUUAGGAGCUGUGAUGUGUAUAUAGGAUUCCACGGUCAGAACCUAAAUUUAGCGCGCUUCUGCAAGUGGCUCAAGUCGGAACUCGAGCUUCAGGGUAUUGCUUGUUUUAUUGCUGAUAGAGCAAAGUAUGCAGAUAAUCAGAGCCAUGAGAUUGCUGACCGAGUUAUAUGCUCAGUAACCUUUGGCGUCGUAGUUGUCACCAGUUGUAGCUUCUUCAACCAUCUGAGCUUGGAGGAAAUAAGAUUCUUUGCGCAAAAGAAGAACUUGAUUCCUUUGUUCUUUAAUACGGAUGCCAAUGAAAUUGCAAGUCUAUUUAACCGAAAUGCUGAUGCCAAGAAAUGUAAAGAGGUACUGGAUGCAAUACUAAAGUGUCAUGAGUUUAAAUUGGAGACAAAUGAGAGUAAUUGGAGGUCCUGUGCGUCUAAAGCAGCUGGGAUAUUAAGGGCCAAACUUGGUAGGAAAAGUGUUGCAGAAAAAACAGCAGAAGGGUUUGAAGAGUUGCCCUUUCCGAGGAAUAAAAGUUUUGUGGGAAGAGAGAGAGAAAUUAUGGAGAUAGAGACUACUCUCUUCGGCUGUGGGGAUUCCUUUGAGCAAGAAAGUGUGGUCCCAAGUGUCAAAGGAGGAACACCAGGACAAUCUGAAGGUCUAGCUGAUGAUGAAAGUGAAGCUGAUGCUAGCAGAGGCAAAUAUAUAAAUCUAGAAAUAGGAAAGAACAAGGAAACCAAUAAAGAAGCUUGGGUGGAACCAAUUAUUGGAAGAAAUUCGCUGAAGAGACUCAAGUACAGAAAAUCAAGAAGCGGGAAGGACAAGAAUUUGGGGGCCAGUGUUGUGUGCAUAAAUGGCGCCCCUGGUGUUGGAAAGACUGACCUUGCUUUGGAAUUUGCUUACAGGUAUUCACAGAGAUACAAGAUGGUCUUGUGGGUAGGGGGUGAAGCUCGCUACUUUCGACAGAACAUAUUGAACUUAUCUCUAAAUUUGGGCCUGGAUGUGAGUGCAGAUGCAGAGAAGGAAAGAGGGAGGAUAAGGAGUUUCGAUGAGCAAGAAUUAGAAGCAUUCAAGAGAGUUAAACGGGAGAUAUUCCGUGACAUGCCAUAUUUACUAAUUAUAGAUAAUUUAGAGACUGAGAAGGAGUGGUGGGAAGGGAAGGAUCUUCAUGAUUUAAUACCAAGUAACACUGGUGGUACCCAUGUCAUUAUCACAACACAGCUCAACCAGGUAAUGAACGUUGAUCCCUUGCAGCUUCAGCCAUUGUCCACAUCCGAUGCCAUGAUAUUGAUAAGGGGAAGACGUAAAAAGGAGUAUCCAGCAGGAGAGGUGGAAUUCCUCCAAAAAUUUGAUGAGAAACUUGGGAGGUCGAGUUUUGGUCUUUGGGCGGUUGGUUCCUUGCUAUCAGAGCUUGCAAUUUUGCCGUCUGCUCUAUUCGAAGCUGUGAAUCAGGUUCCAGUUGAAGAAGCCACAACUUGCUCUAAUCUGUCCGUUCCACAUCAACAGUUCUGCAGAACAAAUCCAUUUCUAAUGAAAACACUGGUUUUCUGUACAGCCCUCUUGCAGCAAAGCAACGAUAGCAGGGACUCCCUUGCCUCAAGAAUGCUUCAGGUAGGAGCAUGGUUUGCUCCAGCACCCAUCUCGGUGAAUUUACUGGCAGCAGCUGCAAAGAAAAUUCUUGUAAAUAGAAACAGAUUCAAGAUGUGGACUAAGUGCAUGAAAGUUGCUCUAUGCUUCUACUCGGGGCAUUGCCUGACAAGCCAGACAUGGAAAAGUGAAGAGGAAGCAGCACUACUUCUAGUUAAACUGGGUUUGGCACGAAAAGCCAACAGGCAGCCUGGAUGCUGGAUCCAAUUCCAUCCCAUCACUCAGAUCUUCGCUAAAAGGAAAGAUGGAUUAGUUGCUGCCAAAGCCAAUGUUCAAGGUGCAAGGAAAAUUGGAAACCCGCUAGUAGAUUCUGACCAUCUCUGGUCAUGUGCUUUCCUUGUAUUUGGUUUCAAAUCCGAACCACCAGUCAUUCAGCUCAAGGCCAUAGACAUGGUUCUCUUCAUUAGAAAGACAGCUCUUCCAUUGGCAAUUAGUGCCUUCACAACAUUCUCAAGGUGCAACUCAGCCUUAGAACUCUUGAAGGUCUGCACAAAUGUGCUUGAAGAAGCAGAGAAGUCAUUUGUUUCUCAAAUACAAGACUGGUGCCACGGAUCUCUGUGCUGGAAAAAGAAGCUGCAAUCCAACCAAAGAGUGGACGAGUAUGUUUGGCAAGAGGUGACAUUAUUGAAAGCUACCCUGCUGGAAGCUAGAGCAAAGCUGUUACUAAGAGGAGGUCAUUUUGAUAGCGGAGAGGAUCUCUGCAGAACUUGCAUUAGCAUCCGAACCGUAAUGCUGGGUCAUAACCAUGCUCAAACUUUGGCUGCUCAACAAACAUUAGCUAAAUUAGUAAGGAUGAGAAGCAAAAUAUGAUCCCAAACUCUCCAGAAAGCCACACUUUUUGGUGGCUCAGUUUUGUUUAUCGUGACCGUGCAAUUCACUCUGUUAGUUUAUGUAACAUAGAAAUCAUCCAUUAUCAAGUAUUUUUCACCACAUCAGUUCAAGACUUAUUUCGUUUCAGCAAUUUACUGAUUUUGUCUAGAAAAUUUAAGCAAUGCCACACAAUCAACCUACAACAUUUGCAGUAUCCUUCUUGCCAGAUGGACAGAAUAGACAUGUCUAGUGUUUUUCUAGUUGGAUGAACCCAUGUCUCAUGGCAUUUGAUCACUCACUUACUACGCAUCAGUUCUGUCUCAUUAAGCAAUUAAAAAGAUUGUCAUUUUAGUUAUAUUCACAAUCCUGGAAGAAAAAAGGCAAAUCAGCCAUUAAAAAUAGGAUAUUGUAUUAUUUUCUCAAUCAACAAAAGUUCAUCUUAGGAGGAAAAAAAAGGCGACCGGAACAGAUAAAAAUGGACAAUGUUGCUCAUUGAGACAAUCUUCAAAAUAAAACACAAAACCAGUGGCAACAGAUUUUCCUGUAAACCUUAUAAAGAAAAACUCUGCAAAUUCAACAACAACAAACCCAGACCUUACCCCUAUCUCAAAGACACACACAGAAGAACCAAACAAUUUCUUAUGAACACAACUCUCAAGUCAAAAAUCAACUUUGAAAUCAACAAAAACACAAAAAAAUGUAAAUCAAUUAAUGUUGGUGAGUCAGUGAAAUUUGCGAGGGAAAAAUCAAGUUCUUCUUUCAGCAUUUGAAAUCAAGCCAGUCGAAACGGCGUCGUCCUCAUCCACAAACAGCCCUUCUGGAUUCCUCAAUAAGCCAUGGAUCACUGUCACCAAAAAUCCUACCGCUACACCAAUGAGCAAAGUAUUUAAAAUUCCUGUGAACCAAGCAGCAAUUGCAGAAACAAUUACGAGACCCGAAAUCACAGCUAGAUCGCUAAUUUGGUGCCCUAGAACAACCAUGGGAUCCUCCCGGAAGAACAGAAGAAUCAACCACAUUGCAAAAACCAAACCGGCGAAAAUCAACGAAAAAGGUGAGCCAAUAAGUGAAGCGGCUGAGCAAGCAGAGAUGACAAUGGCAUAGUUGACGGAGAAGUACUUGAAAUUCCGGCGAAUGCGAAUUGCAGCAUCGGAGAAGGAUGCCGGAAGAUCGACAGCGCUUGCUCCGGCGAGGAAUUCCGGCCACGGUCGACUACGAGAAAGAAAUGUAAAGAGAUUGUGAAUAGAUCGGUUAACGACGUCACCGCCGGAAAUUGGGAUGGUGGUGUAGGUUGCCGGGGCCGUGGCGGUCGCGGCGGUAGUUGUUGCAGAUGGCAUAUUUGUAAAUUGGGUUAAAAGUUUGACCAGGGUGUUUUGACCAAUACACAAUAACUUCUCAUGGGUGCACCUCGUGAUGUGUCAGUUUAAAGACGGAAAUUCCGUGAUUGAUAGUAGUAAAAUAAUCUUCUUUUCUUAUAGCAUUAUUAUUAUUAUUGUCCCCAAGAGCGGGUCAAUAAAAUAUGUUUGAAUAGUAUGUUGUAACGUUUUGACU